CUAGAAAGGCUCCACGCAAAUUACAAAUUCAAAUUUUGAAAAGAGGAGAGAAGCAGGGAAGCAGCCAUGGCAUCUGGAGGCAUCAAAGGCUAUUACAGACAGAAGAAGAGCGGCGUUAGUAAAUCACCUGCAAAGCCCAAAUCGAAACCAAAGUCUUCCACCAAGAAAUCUUCAAAAGCCGCUGCAAGCUUAGGUUCUGAUGGUGCUCAACUAUCCGCCCUCAUCUCUCACGGUUCCCUCGACCUUCAAGGUGAUUAUGACGAGAGUGAGGAUUUGUUGAGGCAGUUUGACAUGAACAUGGCGUACGGGCCCUGCAUUGGGAUGAGUCGAUUGGAUCGAUGGGAGCGUGCCAAUAGUCUUGGUUUGGAUCCGCCAAAAGAAUUGGGUGAUCUUUUGAGAGGAGGUAAAGUUGGGGUAGAAUGCUUGUGGGAUGGUCGUGUUUAGGAAUUUAGAGGUUAUGCUGAUGAACCAGUACUAAAGAAAUGACUGUCUUCGGUGGAUUGUACAGUUACUGGCUGUACUGUGGAUUGCUCUUUUGCUUAUGAACUAAUGUUUAAUGUUGCUAGACUAUUUAGAGAAAAGUAUGGAGACGUUUUUAGUUCAAAACACUUCUUAUUUAUGUAUGUAGUUUUCUGGGUUUACUUUC
This is a messenger RNA of Telopea speciosissima, 646 nucleotides long. Its product is annotated as DNA polymerase delta subunit 4. Gene Ontology annotation, molecular function: DNA-directed DNA polymerase activity. Lineage: Eukaryota; Viridiplantae; Streptophyta; Magnoliopsida; Proteales; Proteaceae. Gene Ontology annotation, biological process: DNA synthesis involved in DNA repair; DNA-templated DNA replication. The transcript has 2 exons. The coding region runs from base 67 to 444 and encodes 125 amino acids. Gene Ontology annotation, cellular component: delta DNA polymerase complex. The record is from RefSeq and is a predicted model, not a curated record.